AUUUUGGUGUGAACCAAUAACACAAAAUAAAUAAAUAAAUAAAUAUAUAUUCCAUGGAGGAAAUUACCCCAAUCGUCGCCGCCCUUAUAACACUCGCCUCCGCCUUCCUCCUCCACCGUGCUUUCUUCCUCCGCCGUAGACUCCGCCUCCCGCCUGGUCCGAAACCAUGGCCGAUAGUAGGAAACAUGCCGCAGAUCGGCGAAGCGCAUCUCCACUCUCUCCUUGCCACCAUGGCCGGAAAGUACGGACCACUGAUGUACCUCCGCUUAGGCUCCGUGGACAUGGUCGUAGCGGCAUCCGCGGCUGUGGCAGAGCAAGUUUUGAAGAUUCACGACACUAAUUUCCUUAGCCGGCCACCAAACGCCGGCGCAAAAUAUAUUGCUUAUAAUUAUCAGGAUAUGGUUUUUGCACCGUACGGUCCACGGUGGCGAUUGCUCCGGAAGAUCAGCACCGUCCAUCUCUUCUCAUCAAAAGCCCUAGAUGAUCAUCGCCGCAUACGGGAGGAAGAGAUAUCGGUGCUAGUACAGGCCCUUGCAAGGUCCGGUGAAGCUCCAGCGAACUUGGGGAGCUUGCUCACCGUGUGCAUUGCGAACUCCCUUGGACGGACAAUGAUUGGCCGACGUGUUUUCGGUGAUGGAAGCGGUAGCGAUGACUUAGAGUCAAAUCAAUUUAAGUUAAUGGUGGAGCAAGUGAUGGUGCUGGCAGGAAAGUUCAACCCUGGUGACUUUUUCCCCUGGCUUGAGUGGCUUGAUUUGAUGGGUGUGGGCAGAGAGAUGAAGAAGGUCCAUAAAUGGUUCGAUGAUUUUUUGACUAAGAUCGUGGAGGAGCAUCGGAAUUUGUUGGCCAGAGGUGUCGGUGGUGGUCACCAAGAUCUGUUGAGUACUCUUCUGUCAAUGAAGGAUGACGGUGAAGAUGAGAAUGAGAAGCUCAAUGAUACUGAGAUUAAGGCUUUGUUGUUGAACAUGUUCACAGCUGGAACCGACACGUCAGCAAGCACGGUGGAAUGGGCCUUGACAGAGCUCAUUAGACAUCCUGAAAUGAUGGCCCAGGCCCAACAAGAACUGGACUCUAUAGUCGGUCGUGAUCGGGCAGUUUCCGAUGUAGACCUACAUCAACUAGUCUAUCUCCAGGCCGUGGUGAAGGAAACUUUCCGGCUCCACCCACCGACGCCACUCUCCCUCCCUCGCAUGGCGUCCGACAGCUGCGAGGUCAAUGGAUAUCACAUCCCCAAAGGCUCCACUCUCUUAGUCGACGUAUGGGCCAUCGGUCGUGACCCAAAACAAUGGGUCGACCCACUCGAGUUCAGGCCCAAUCGGUUCCUCCCCAACGGCGAGAAGCCCCACGUGGAUGUGAAGGGAAAUGACUUUGAGGUGAUUCCGUUUGGGGCUGGGCGGAGAAUCUGUGUGGGUUUGAGUUUGGGCUUGAGGAUGGUCCAGAUGUUAACAGCCACGAUAGUCCAUUCAUUUGAUUGGACCUUGCCUAAUGGGCUUACACCUGAUAAGUUGAACAUGGAUGAGCAUUAUGGGCUUACUCUUCGCCGGGCCCAGCCUUUGAUCAUGCAUCCACGACCCAGGUUAUUACUUGGGGUUUAUGAAAGGGAUAGUUACGAAUAUAGCAACUAAAUUCAAAAUAACUAAGUAUAUAACAACAUUUUAAAAAAAUUGCAAAUAUAAUAAAAUCUAUCAAUGAUAGACUAUGUAGCAAAUAUUGGUCUAUCACUGAUAAACCACAAUCGUCUAUCAGCGAUAAAAGUUAUCACCGAUAGAAUUUGCUAUGUUUGUAGUUUUUUUAAAAUAUUGCUAUGUGCUCGAUAUUUAUCUCAAAAAUUGCUAUCCAUUAUAAUUAUCAUUUAUAAAACAUUGUCUUAUAUUGGUUAGUUUUAACUUCUUCUUUUUUCAUUGGUUGGGUUUAAGUUUUCUUCUUAAGUUUCGUUUUAAAAUAUAGUAAUAAUAUUUUGGGUGAAUUGUAAAAUCUAUCCCUAAAGUAUGGUGGUAGCCCUCGACCUUAUUCAAGUUCUAAAGGAGACCCUAAAAUUUCAAAUUUAUAUAAAAUCACAUGUAUGUUAGUGCUCA
Messenger RNA from Cucumis sativus (cucumber), 2072 nucleotides. Its product is annotated as flavonoid 3'-monooxygenase. Gene Ontology annotation, molecular function: heme binding; oxidoreductase activity, acting on paired donors, with incorporation or reduction of molecular oxygen; monooxygenase activity. The transcript has 3 exons. Bases 54 to 1622 code for a protein of 522 amino acids. The record is from RefSeq and is a predicted model, not a curated record. Lineage: Eukaryota; Viridiplantae; Streptophyta; Magnoliopsida; Cucurbitales; Cucurbitaceae.